This is a messenger RNA of Gallus gallus (chicken), 2557 nucleotides long. RefSeq names its product retinoic acid induced 2 (gene RAI2). Gene Ontology annotation, cellular component: nucleus. The transcript has 3 exons. Lineage: Eukaryota; Metazoa; Chordata; Aves; Galliformes; Phasianidae. Gene Ontology annotation, biological process: animal organ development. Bases 526 to 2172 code for a protein of 548 amino acids. The record is from RefSeq and is a predicted model, not a curated record.
CUCCCUCCGCCGGCGGCGCGGCCGGUCGUGGGCGGAGCCUCCCCGCCCGGCCCCGCCCCUCCCCGCCCGGCCCCGCCCCGCCUGCCCGCCCGGCCCGCUGGGGAGCGGCGCGGGACGCGGUGCCGGCGGCCGGGCAGGGCCGGGCAGGGCAGGGCACGGCGCGCGUCCCCGGCGCGGGGCGGCGGCCGGGGCUGGCGCGGGAGGUGGCGGCUGCGCCCUGGCCGCGGCGGCAGAGGCGGCGGCGGGGCGCGGAGCCCGGCGCGGGGCUCCCGCAGCCUCCACCGGCGGCCGGAGCAACCUUGCACGUCAUUUAUCGCUCUGAAGUGACUGAACGUGUAAAGUGAAGGUUCCCUCACAAAUACGCCGCUGAUUGGAGUGUUUCGGGCACGGCGUUAGUGUGGGAUGGAAAAGCAGCGCGCUUCCAUCCCUUCCCGGCCAAGCGAUGUCAGUGCCGGAGCCCCUGGCAGCCCCAUCCUGCUGACGGCGAUGUGAGCACGGCGCUGUGGAGCCCCGAAGCCCUACGAGAUGGAGGAGCUCUACAAGGAGACCCCAAACCUGCCCAUGGAUGUCACCAGCCCGCCGGCAGCCAUGGCCAACAACAAGCUGGAGAACGGUGUGGCCCAGCUGAUCACGGCGGAGGCCUGGAACAUCAACUCAGCUGAUCUGAUGAAGAAGGCCCUGUCCCCGCUGGUGACCGUCCCUGCUCCCUCCAUCCUAACACCGCCGGCCGAGUCACAGAGCGGGGUAGCGCUGAAGGUGGCGGCCACCGUGCUGCAGCCCAUCUGCCUAGGGGACAGCCCUGUUGUCCUCCCCAUCCACCUGCAGGUGGCCGGCAGUGCCGCCCCGCAGAUGCCGGCCAGCAAUGCCACCCCGUACGUCAUGACCACACAGGGCCCCGUCCCACUGCCAGUCCUGCUGGAGCAGCAUGUCUUCCAGCACCUCAACUCGCCCCUAGUGCUGCCCCCCGGCACUGCCUGCCCUGCUAGCCCCCUGCAUGGCAGCCUCUUCCCGGGCGCCUCUGCCCCUGUCAGCCAACCCCAGCUCCUGGACCCCAAGCCCUCAGGCCCAGGCCAGGAGCCUGUGCUGCCACCCGUCUUUCAGACGCCGGGUUUCGCCGCAGUCCUGCAGGACCUCUUCCCCUCAGGGCAGGGCGCCCUGGGCUCAGCCCCCUGCCAGCCCCCUCCUGACUAUGCCACUCUCCCUCCCCAGGCCUUCAGCUCACCCCUCUCCCCGCUGGUGCCCCCUGCGACACUGCUGGUGCCCUACCCUGUCAUCGUGCCCCUGCCCGUCCCUGUGCCCAUUCCCAUCCCCGUCCCCAUCCCCAUGCCCCACGGCGCUGAGGCCAAGGUGGCCCCCGACCCGCCCAAGCCCCCAGUCUUCACCCCGCAGCCCUGCAAGGGCACCCAGACCCCCCUGGAGAAGGAGGAGACGAAGCCCUUUGACCUCGUCCACCAGCGGGACUUCUCCCAGCUAAGCCGCCACACUGUCAUCAAGAUGGGCAGUGAGAACGAGGCGCUGGACCUCUCCAUGAAGGGCCCGCCCGUGCCUCGGGCCUGUGAGGCCGCCCCGCCACCGCCAUCCCCUGACGAUGGGGCACUGGACCUGUCUCUCUCCUCCUGCCGCAAGCCAGGGGGCCCCCACGGGGAGACGGCCGGCAGUGGGCCCAGCGCUGAGGGCAGCCCGCAGGACAAGCCGGCCACCCCCUUCGCCCCCUCCAAAGCGCCGGAGGCCGCGGGCAAGGCAGAGGGCAGGGUGGUGGGCCCAGGGUCGGGCGAGCUCCUGAGGCCGCCGCAGAAGUGGUUGGUGGAACCGGCCGGGAGGGCGGCCUGUGAACCCAAGGCCGGCGGCAACAACAUCGAGAUCGUCAGCACCUCGCAGACCGCCAAAGUCAUCGUCUCCGUCAAGGACGCCGUGCCCGCCAUCUUCUGCGGCAAGAUCAAGGGCCUGUCGGGGGUGUCCACCAAAAACUUCUCCUUCAAAAGGGACAUGCCCCAGGACUCGGUGCUGCAGUGCUAUGACGUGAAGAGCCAGCCCGAGCCCCGGGACAACGCCGAGGCGCUUAGGAAACCCGUAAAGAACAGGAGCGUAAAGCUAAAGAAAAUGAACUCGCCCGAAAUACACAUUCUUCCAAUCAAGAAGCAACGGCUCGCUGCCUUUUUUCCAAGAAAGUAAAUUAUGGGUUUUUAGAAUUUUAAGAUUAUUAUGGAAAAAGAAAAAUAAUAAAAAAGAUGCACUUGGUUUAAAACUCAUUUAAAACUUUAAACUAUCUUUGUAAGUUAUUUUUGGGGGAAGGGGGAGAGGAGCAGAUGUAGAGUCCCUAUAAGCUGGGUUUCUUUUUUUUGUUGGUUUUUUUUUGGUUAUUAAAUUUUGACUUUUGGUGGGAAACUGAAUAAAAGCAACCUAUUUUUCAAGCAGAUUGCACAUUUUGCAGCUUUAAUGGAGUAACGGAUGAGUCAGAGGGGUAAGAGCUAUUUUCACUGCCAUAAAGUGCUUUGAUGAUGUAAUUCUUCAUAAUGGUUAGAACGGAAGUUUCAAAAUAAAUGUUUGUACGUGCUAA